This is a messenger RNA of Microdochium trichocladiopsis, 361 nucleotides long. RefSeq lists its product as uncharacterized. The record is from RefSeq and is a predicted model, not a curated record. The coding region runs from base 155 to 361 and encodes 68 amino acids. The transcript has a single exon. NCBI's taxonomy places the organism in Eukaryota, Fungi, Ascomycota, Sordariomycetes, Xylariales, Microdochiaceae.
GACCGACUGCGCCCCCGGGACAUGCUACGAGGGCGCCUGCUACGGCCACAAGAUCUACACCACGGACGGGACGUGCGGCCGCCAGAACGACCACCGGCUGUGCCUGGGCAAGUGGGGGGACUGCUGCGACCAGCAGGGCAGGUGCGGCUUUGGGAUGCAGUUUUGCGCCUACGACGCGUGCCAGUCCGGCAAGUGCCUCACCCGCGAGCCCACUGAGUGGAUCAGGGCGAGCGACGGCAACUCGACGGACGGGACGUGCGGAGGGGAACGCAGAUCUACGUGCAGCGUCGUCUGGGGCCAGUGUUGCAACAAGAACGGCAAGUGUGGGACGGGCUAUGACGAUUGUUUUGCAAAUUGGUGA